This is a messenger RNA of Kuraishia capsulata CBS 1993, 2073 nucleotides long. RefSeq lists its product as uncharacterized. The coding region runs from base 1 to 2073 and encodes 690 amino acids. The record is from RefSeq and is a predicted model, not a curated record. Gene Ontology annotation, biological process: anaphase-promoting complex-dependent catabolic process; protein K11-linked ubiquitination; positive regulation of mitotic metaphase/anaphase transition. Gene Ontology annotation, molecular function: protein binding. Gene Ontology annotation, cellular component: anaphase-promoting complex; nuclear periphery. The transcript is spliced from 2 exons. Lineage: Eukaryota; Fungi; Ascomycota; Pichiomycetes; Pichiales; Pichiaceae.
AUGGUGCAAUUCCAGGUUAUCAGCCACAAGACCUUGCCAUGGCCAGUUGAACCGCACGGGGUAUUCAGUUGGUGCCCCACCAUGGACCUGGUGGCCGUGACUUCUCAGGAUGCCUCAACACUGUUUGUGUUCCGUCUGAACGGCCAACGGGUUUGGUCGCUAGCGAUAAAGGGAGUCAAAAUCCGGGAUUUUGUGUGGAGGCCUGAUGGAAAACUAAUGGCAUUGUUUGGGGAAGACGGGUCUUGCCGUCUCUAUGAUUCAGACAAGGGAAAGUUAGUCGCUUUGCUAGAUGAGUCCUUAUCAGACUCAAGAUAUCUGGCUUGCUGCUGGUCGAAACGAGAAAAGGAGUUCCGAUCGCUGGGUAAGUUUGACCAGCUGGCCGAGAUGGAUAUCGCCAAGUCUCUUCCUGCUCUAUCACAAUUGCCCAACGCGAGUUUCUCUGAGAGCUUGAAAAUUCUUUCCGACGACCUUCUGAAAUGCGAGGGUUCUACUAGUGAUCUUCUGAUUGCUGGCCUGGACAAUGGUGAACUCAGUCUGACGCUAUACGGUCUCUUCGCCAUUGGGAGAUCACAAUUGAAAAGUUUAAAAACUCUCAGAUUCGUCAAUGUUGUUUCGUCCGAGGAUCUUGAGUCGCAUUAUGCCAUUAUGGAAGACACCAAAAAUGUUUAUAUUGCGCGAAUCGACACGACAUUUGUCUCGAAGUACGGAGCCUUCCUGCCCGUGGUUUCAGUGACCAUCUCACAGACAUUGAACAUCAUGAGUUAUCUCAAGGGAGCAAUGGAUGUGAUAACACACGAUUGCAAGCCUUUCAUAGACUUCAACCACAGAACCAUGUCAUUGCUGGAGGAUGAGAUAAAGCAGGAUGCCGCGUAUUCUUCGCUGGAUUUUGAGGAACCAGGGUUCAAGCUCUAUGACCUCUUGCUGACAGGUAUGGUCAGCAAGCCAGUACUGCAAUGGCUCACCGAAUACGUGGGAGAAAGAGGCAUCAAAAAGUGGAUCAAGUUGGGUAACCAGGCACUUGAAGGUGCUCGCAAAGUGCUAUUCACAUACGUGAUUCCAGGAGUGGAGAGAUUGAUACUCCAUCUGACCAAACUUUCCGGCUAUGCCAAAUGGUCCAAUGUCAUAGAAGAUGACUUGGGAAUGGAGGCUGCAUUAUUUGAGUCUGCUAUAGAAGCUACCUCCGAUCUGCUGAGACUCGUAUACAAGCUGAUAGCAGACAUCAACUCCGAGCAGCGGCUCUUCCAAAACUUCAUCGACUGGCUAUCAUAUGCUUUGCAAGACAUCACCUCUGACGAUCCUAUCAAGGACCGCUAUUUUGAGGUCAGCGAUAUAUCAGAAUACAUCACCCUGGGAUUGAAUGAGUCCAUACUCAAAAAUCUCGUCAAAACUGAGGAAUCGAGAAUUCCCAAACUGCACAGCUACUACGACGACGUGGUUGAGAAGACCGACAUCAUCUUUGAAUCUGUCAAAAUGAAUAUGAGAGGAAUGAUCGAAAGCGGACCACCCAUCAGCAUAUUCCAAAAGUGUCCUGGCAUGAGAAUACAUUCCGAUAUUCGAAUCGUGAAAGAGAACGAAGCGUUUAACGUGAUCUGCAUGCUGCACGUUCAUAAUUCCAAAAAGUUGCAACUAAUCAAGCUGAAGCACAAUUCUCAAUCACCAGAAGCUCCCAAAUACUAUGAAAUCGAUGUCACCGAGCUUGUACAUGAAAAUUUGGGGGUGAGCGCUGCCUUCAUAGAUGACCGGGAGAUUCUGCUGCUAUCCAGACCAGGCAUUAUGGAGCCCUCUUCCGCUUCCACAUCAAGUUCCACAGAAGUAUCUACAGAUUAUGCCAGACCAGGGCUCUGUUCAUUUCGAUACACCGACCUUGCCGAGGGUACCACAAAAUUGACCCGAGAUGCGGUGAUAAUGCAAAGCUACUUUGAUGAAACAUCCAACAACAAUAAAGAAGGCACCAUGGAAGGAUUCAGUCCCCUGGCGAUGGCUGUGAAUGGUCUUAGUGGAAGGCGAGUGGGAUGCAUGAUCCACCAGAAUCACAAAGACAUGCUUGUGUUCGACCUUGAUAGAGAUGAUUGA